This is a messenger RNA of Fomitopsis serialis, 1030 nucleotides long. RefSeq lists its product as uncharacterized. The transcript is spliced from 5 exons. The record is from RefSeq and is a predicted model, not a curated record. NCBI's taxonomy places the organism in Eukaryota, Fungi, Basidiomycota, Agaricomycetes, Polyporales, Fomitopsidaceae. Bases 152 to 835 code for a protein of 227 amino acids.
CGAUUGACCCACUUACUCUUCUUCUGCGCUGGAUCUUGAUUUCUCCGCCUCCGCCUUGAAUCAUUUCACUUUCCUGCCCCCAAAGCACUAUAUGCUGGAGACCAACAUCAGCGUCUUUACGGUGGAUGCAUAGUACGUAGCCGGACUGGGCAUGGCGCAGAUAAGACAUGGCAACUUGGCGAAUCUCACGAAACGUAUGAGAACCGGACAUCAUAGAGAACCUCACUGCCUGGAACGAUUACAGCGCUAUACCGGCCCUACCACAGGUGCUCAACCCAACUUCCCGAGUCAGACAGGUGGCAUGCCGCACUUCGGCAAGCUGCAAUUUGCUUUGUCAAUUGUGAAUCUGAACCUGCGGGACGUAACACGUUCACACAGGGCUGCUUCCAAAGCUGAAUUCACGAACAACUGUCUCGGGGGAGGGUAUCCACCCACCACAGAGGAACAUAUCUACGCGUCCCAAGGAUGCAGUCGCAUGAAAGGACAUCCUGCCGGGGGGGCCAACCAAGCAUCUGAUGAGUCGAUACUUUGUCGUUCGUCGUCAGCGCGUAGGCCCUUGCUAUUGUGGACAUACGACGACAAUGGCAACGUGAAGGAUCGUCCGUGGCUCGACUGUCUAUGGACUUCGGUUUAUUUGCUGUGGUGGCGCGGCCUCUAUAGAGCUGUCGUCAGUCUUGACCCUAGAUUGGAUUUGUAUGUUGGAAUCUCACACUCUGCACGGAACCUCAUAACCACUAUCGUGUUCGUCAAUAACCCGCGUAACACAAUCAAGAUAAUUAACGCUAAGGCUACCCAGAGCGACAAUAUGCAGACUCUGCAUCUACGUAUGAAAUGAACGCUUGUGAGCUCCGUGAUAAUGCUCGGGUCGUAUGAUCCGUGCUGUCAAGAACAGCGUCACAAGGGCUGGUAGCCAUCGGGUAGCAAGGUGUUUAUCACGUGGCGACGUCACUCAACGCCUUCUUUCUACAAUAUGCAGCAUGUGCACUCUACGACAUCUACUCACCGGUGCUGAAUUAGGUUGCCUUUCGGU